AUGGAAAAAUGGAAAAUGCCGGGUGGUCCCAUAAUUGAUAUCUUAAACUUUAUCGAGAGGUUAAAGGGGAAAGAACAAGUUUUCCUUCCUUUCACCGCCAUAAUCAAAGAAAUGCAUCAACGGUUGACACAGUUGACAGAAGAAAAAGUCGAAGUUGUUUCACUUAGAAAGUUUCCUUAA
Molecule: messenger RNA, 180 nt
Organism: Funneliformis mosseae
Lineage: Eukaryota; Fungi; Glomeromycota; Glomeromycetes; Glomerales; Glomeraceae
Source: the annotation of a GenBank genome assembly